Messenger RNA from Nerophis ophidion (straightnose pipefish), 5378 nucleotides. It is a transcript of the gene slc7a4, whose product is annotated as solute carrier family 7 member 4. NCBI's taxonomy places the organism in Eukaryota, Metazoa, Chordata, Actinopteri, Syngnathiformes, Syngnathidae. Gene Ontology annotation, cellular component: plasma membrane. The transcript is spliced from 5 exons. The record is from RefSeq and is a predicted model, not a curated record. Gene Ontology annotation, molecular function: amino acid transmembrane transporter activity. Gene Ontology annotation, biological process: amino acid transport; transmembrane transport. The coding region runs from base 223 to 2238 and encodes 671 amino acids.
GGAGCAUCCCAUGAUGGCUGUUAGUUAGUCCUCCACGCUCAUCCCGCUCCUCCAUCACUGCAGCUCCAUUCACCCCGGCAGCCUCACACUCAAUUCGACACCUGCAGGCGCAGAUGGGGAAACAAUAAACCGCGGCGGUAAAUGUCACCUUGUUAGGACGAUAAUGGAUCAAGUGUGACUUCUUCACCCUCCCGUCCAGUUGGCCGACCUAACUCAGUAGCUAUGGCAACCUGUCAGAGGGGCUGCGCGCCAGCUGUGCGCUUUUGUCAGAGGCUGAACCGACUCAAAACACUGGAUGAUGACAUGAUGGCCACGUCACUGAAACGCUGCCUCUCCACCUUGGACCUGACGCUGUUGGGUGUUGGCGGCAUGGUGGGCUCCGGCCUGUAUGUCCUGACAGGCACAGUGGCUAAAGACAUGGUCGGGCCCGCUGUCAUUGUAUCCUUCAUUUUCGCAGGUAUUGCCUCUUUGUUGGCAGCCUUUUGUUACGCAGAGUUUGGAGCGCGCAUUCCCAAAACAGGAUCGGCGUACAUGUUUACUUAUGUCUCUGUGGGAGAGAUCUGGGCCUUUCUGAUCGGAUGGAAUGUGAUUCUAGAGAAUAUGAUCGGUGGUGCCGCCGUGGCGCGAGCAUGGAGUGGAUAUCUGGACUCCAUUUUUAACCACGCCAUCCAAAACUUUACUGAAACCCAUAUCAUGCGGUGGGAUGUGCCCUUCCUUGCCCAUUACCCAGACUUACUCGCUGCAGGCAUUCUCGUGGUUGCCUCUCUUUUUAUUUCCUUUGGAGUUCAAGUGUCCAAUUACCUCAAUCACAUUUUUUCCACAAUCAGUAUGUGUAUCAUAGUUUUCAUCCUGAUCUUUGGAUUUACGCUGGCAGAACCCGCCAAUUGGAGUCAAAAAGAAGGAGGUUUUGCACCUUUUGGAUGGUCUGGAAUCUUGGCAGGCUCAGCCACAUGCUUCUACGCAUUUGUAGGUUUUGAUGUGAUUGCAUCCUCAAGUGAGGAGGCCAAGAAUCCUCAGAAGGCUGUUCCUAUUGCCACAGCAAUAUCCCUUGGACUGGCAGCUACAGCCUACAUCUUGGUGUCCACAGUGCUCACAUUAAUGGUUCCCUGGCAUACUCUGGACCCCAACUCGGCUCUGGCAGAUGCUUUUUUCCGCAGAGGCUACAGUUGGGCUGGAGUUGUUGUGGCUGUGGGUUCCAUCUGCGCCAUGAACACUGUGCUGCUGUGCAAUCUCUUCUCCCUGCCUCGGAUUGUGUAUGCAAUGGCAGAAGAUGGACUGUUUUUCAAAAUCUUUGCACGGGUCAAUCCCACCACCAAAGUCCCCGUCAAUGCUAUUCUAGUUUUUGGAGUCCUCAUGGCCACAAUGGCUCUCAUUUUCGAUCUGGAGGCCUUGGUUCAGUUCUUGUCCAUUGGGACCCUGCUGGCCUACACCUUCGUGGCAGCGAGCGUCAUAGUUCUUCGCUUCCAACCAGAGAAAAGCAGCUCCAAAGGGACUUCAUCCACGUCUCCAAACACUAAUGCUGAACCUUCUCCCGCCCCCUCGGAAUGUCAGAACAUAUCAGAGGACAGUGGUGAGCUGAAACAGUACGAGUCCUUCUCAGACAAGCUCCAGUUGGUGGAGAGGCAGAAGACAAGGGAGCGCAGAGGGGCGGGCCAGCUGAGGGCCUACUGGGAACCUUACCUCGGCAGGCUGCUUGGUAACCAUGAGCCCGGCGAGGUGGUGGCCCUGUGUGUGCUCGGUCUGAUCGUGAGCUCGGUGUCGCUAUGUGUUGUGGUGGUAUUCGGACUCACGCAGAUGCAGCUGCCACUCUGGAGCUUUGCCACAUUGGUGGUGAUUUUCAGCCUGGCCUAUGUUACUUGCAUGGCACUCAUAUGGGUCCAUGAGCCUCAGACUAACACCAAAACAUUCCAGGUACCAGUGGUUCCAUUGACACCAGGAGCCAGUAUCCUCAUUAAUGUAUUCCUUAUGAUGAAGCUCAGCCCUCUAACCUGGAUUAGGUUCACUGUCUGGAUUGUCAUAGGUCUCUUUGUUUAUUUCAGCUAUGGGAUUUGGCACAGCAAAGAGGGCAUGAGAGAGCUGCAGCCCAAAGACAUGGCUGCCCGCUAUGUCGUGCUCCCCAGCGGCAGCCUCGUAGAGACCGUGGAGUCCGUCCAGCCCGAUGGACAAGUGGACACCUCAGCGCCUCACAUGAACCCUUCAGCCGCCACAACGACUGAGGAGUAUCCCGUAAGAAGAUGAUGUGUGAGCAAUCAUGAAGGUUCUAACUGCCUGCUGUGUACUGUACUACACUUCUCGCUUGUUUAUACACAUUGUAAGUCACACCUCUGCCGCUUUCCGUACACAUCGCUCUGCAAGUUUAAGCACACCCUUCGAAUAAGACGUGCAUCCUCUGUCUUGUUGUGAAGCUUAUUUGUAUAUCUUGUAAUACUCAAAGCAGAGUGCUUUCUCACAAAUCUCCUUUCGUCAGAUAUAUUUCAAAAUCAAGGUUGUAGGUUAAAUGCUCUAUGGUGCUUUUUCUGUGACAACCUCUUCUUAAAGCUCUGCUAGGUUUUGACACAAUUUUAUAUAAAGUUGGGAAAUUUAACAUCAAGCCAAAAAUCCUGAGUAUAAUCAGCAUUUAUGUGAUUAGUUUGUCUCAUUUCAUUUAACUAAGCCUCAGGAGGAAUUCAAAUAAUGUGCAUCACUUUGCACAAUUAUCUUAGUGGUACAUUCCAACUGUGCUGGACUGAGUGAGUUCUCACCAAUUAUUUCAUAUGCUAAACUGUGUGUUUAUACAAUAUUUAUCUUAUUAUAAUUGAUUUUUUUUUAUUCCUGCUAUUAUCUUGUUUUUUCAGUUGUGUGUUCCUGCCACAGUAGAUUUUUGUGUGCGUUCACUGUUCACCCAUGGGUGACGUUUCCCACCGACGAUCCCCUAAAAAACAGCAACACGUCAAUGCUUAAUCCCCCAAAUCUCAUCCCAUGACCCUGAUCUCCUUUGUGUCACAAUUAAUUGUUUUUCUUCAUGCACUGUUAAACAGCACACAUUUCUCUUGUCACUAACAUCAUCAUAGAUAUAAAAGCACAGCAGCUCAUCUAUGGUGGCCAUAAAAAUAUUACAAACUAUAAAAACACUUUUAUACAUUGCAUCAAACAACUUUAUUUUCAGAAAACAAAAUACCAUACAUUGCUUAUCGCAGUCCUCUCACACCACAUUUGAGCUUCAAAUAUUGCACUUUUACCAGAUUGCAAAUUUUUUCUUUUACCCUAAAUAAGUUUUCUCAAUCACUUAAUGUUAUGCCUCCCCUCCCCCAGAAGAAAAUAUAUCACACCCCCUCACUCUACACCAGUGGUUCUCAACCUUUUUUUCAGUGAUGUACCCCCUGUGAACAUGUUUUUGAUUCAAGUAACCCCUAAUCAGAGCAAAGCAUUUUUGGUUGAAAAAAAGAGAUAAAGGAAAAAAAAUACAGCACUAUGUCAUCAGUUUCUGAUAUAUUAAAUUUCAUAACAGUGCAAACUAUUGCUCAUGUGUAGUGGUCUUUCGGAACUAUUUGGGAAAAAAAGAUAUCAAAAUAACUUCAAAAUUGCUGAAAAAUAAACAAGUGAUUCAAUUAUAAAUACAAUUUCUACACAUAGAAGUAAUCAUCAACUUAAAGUGCCCUCUUUGGGGAUUGUAAUAGAGAUCCAUCUGGAUUCAUUAACUUAAUUCUAAACAUUUCUUCACAAAAAAAUAAAUCUUUAACAUCAAUAUUUAUGGAACAUGUCCACAAAAAAAUCUAGCUGUCAACACUGAAUACUGCAUUGUUGUAUUUUUUUUCAGUUUAUGAACUUAAAUUCAUAUUUUGUUGAAGUAUUAUUCAAUAAAUAUAUUUAUAAGGAUUUUUGAAUUGUUGCUAUUUUUAGAAUAUUGUUAAAAAAUCUCACAUACCCCUUGGCAUCCCUUCAACUACCCCCAGGGGUACGCAUACCCCCAUUUGAGAACCACUGCUCUACACAAUUAUAAAUAGAAUAAUUUAUCUACAAAAUUGUUAUAAGUACACCUCUACAUAACAUUGUAUCCUCAUGAAAAUUAUAGAAAAAUAAAUAGAUGUACACCAAUUUACAAAAAAGAUCAAUUUAAUUAAUAUAUAUUUUUUUGUCUGCAACAUAAAAGAUAUAAAGUGUGUCAAUGUGCCCAAAGCUAAAAUAAAAUAUAUAAAUAUAUAUUAAAAAAAUUGGACUGUAUUGAACCAUUUGAUGCUGAAAAAAACAUUUCAAAAACUCAAUAAAUUCAAAUUCAUCAGCAGCAUUACCCCAAGAGCACAAUUUAACCUGCAAAUCAAAAAAUAAUAAAAUAAUUUGUGCUAACUUUUCUCAUGAAAAUGAUGAAGUCAGGAUUAAUGGUUACAAUGAGCACGUUUUUAGAGCACAGCUUGGGGUUUGAAGCAUGAUCCUGAAAAAGCCCGGGGUCACUCACCCCCUACCUAACUAUUUUAGACGAAAUGCCCAAGUUAAGCAUUUCGAGCAUAAGAUGGCUAAAUGAACUAUACAUUAUACAUUACCAUGAAUUGAUUAACAUGAGUUGUUUAACGUCGAUCCCGAUUUAAACAAGUUGAAAAACUUAUUUGAGUGUUACCAUUUAGUGGUCAAUUAUACGGAAUAUGUACUGUACUGUGCAAUCUACUAAUAAAAGUUUCAAUCAAUACAUAUAAAUACUACAGUGAUAUUGGCCACUAAUCCGCCCUCAUAAUGUUGAAAAAUGUAUUUAGAACAUGCUAGGCUAUGAAAAUAUUUGAUUUAUGAAUAUUGAUUUCCACUUCGCGGAAAUGACUUUUAUCGCCGUCAUGUCCAGAACCAAUUGACAUCGAUAAAUGACGUCCUUCUGUGUUUUGCAAUUCCCAGCCACCAUAUUAAUUAGCGUUUUAUUGUCAUUCAUCAGAAAGGAUUUAGCACAAAUAAACUGACAUUACAUGUUGGCAGGGGCAUGCAUACAUUCUGACUUCUGCUACAGAUAAUAAACAUUCCCACACUUGUGCAUGUUAAACAAGUUCAAACAUGUAUAUUUUCGUUUCUUGUCUGCUUAUAAAACCAAUGGCCUUAAACAUGUAAAUCAAGGAAUCGUUUUUCUCCACAAUAGAUUGCACUCUGCAGCGAGCAUGUUACAUUUCAUUAUCACAAUGUGUAAACCAAAUACAAACAGAAUGUAAAAGGUUUAGUUUUGGAGGGAGGACCCGAAUAAUUUGCACACUAUUUUAAAAUAUGUUUUUUAUGCUUGCACCAAAAAGCACAGACAUUAUUAUUAUUAUCAUGACAGUCCUUCUUUCCAGUUGUUGUUGCUCCUGCACAUUAUAGUCUCCAUCUUUCAGGUGUGUCUGUAUGAGAGUGCUGUGUCCUAAAUGUAAAAUAAAUGUUUUGAAGCAUUG